CACCUGGAGGCUGGAAUAGGUAUGCCCCCACAUUUCCCGUUCCUCUGCCACCAACAUAUUAAAUAACUCGUGCGCGUGUGCUUGUGCAGAGAGAGAGAGAGAGAGAGAGAGAGAGGAAGAGACAGGGAGGAUGGAGUGCACGUGUGAGGAGAUGAUGGAGGAGGUAAGGGAAGAGCUGCAGGGGCUCGAGAGGCGGCACCCAUACCGUUUAGGGCAUCUCAAGGCGGAGCUCGAGUCCUUCAUCAACUGCGUGGAGUCCCAGCACUUGCUGCUUCACUGCAACAAUCGCAUGCCCUACCCACCAUUCUCUUCCUCUUUCUCGGUCAGCACUCAAGAAUCAACCUGCGGGACGAGCAAGAAGAGAGGGGCGCAAGAGAUGGAGGGUACCAGAGCCGGCCCGUCGCCGAAACGGAGUGUCUUGAAGGGUACCAGAGCCGGCCCGCCGCCGGAGCGGAGUGUCUUUAAGGGUACCAGAGCUGGCCCGUCGCCUAAGCGGAGUAGGAUCGACGUUGUUCUCGACAGAGCCAAAGCCUGCCUGCAGAAGAUCCAAGAAUUCAAGGCCAGCUUUCGCUGAUGCUGCUACCUUCCCCAAGAAGGAAUUUGAGAAUGAAUGCACUUAAUGCUCUUUUUCAUUUCCAUUUCCAUGUAGAUAGUCAUUCAUCUACUGCCGACUUUAAUACUGGCAAACUCGAACAGGAUACACAGCAAAGACAGGAUAAUAUUAUUUUAUUAUCAAAAUGCCAUUUACAUAUCCUGUGCUGUAUCAUAUCCCUUUGGACCUGAGCAUAUUUUUGAAAGGUUAUAUUUUGAUUAUUGUC
This is a messenger RNA of Syzygium oleosum, 818 nucleotides long. RefSeq lists its product as uncharacterized. Bases 131 to 574 code for a protein of 147 amino acids. The transcript is spliced from 2 exons. NCBI's taxonomy places the organism in Eukaryota, Viridiplantae, Streptophyta, Magnoliopsida, Myrtales, Myrtaceae. The record is from RefSeq and is a predicted model, not a curated record.